AUGUUCGUCCCACGCACUGCUGCCGCCCUUGCCCGGCGCGCCCCCGUCCGGGCCCUCGCCAAGCGCCCUUUCACAACGUCCAUCGUUCGCUGUACAUUCUCGUUUUUGCGUUCUGCGACUACAGAGGUCAAGACCGAAGAAGACCUGCUCGCUCCUGGUGCCAAGGCCGGUACCGUCCCGACCGAUCUCGAGCAGGCGACCGGUCUGGAGCGUUUGGAAUUGCUCGGAAAGAUGCAGGGCAUUGAUGUUUUCGACAUGAGGCCUCUGGAUGCUUCCCGGAAGGGAACCUUCGAGAACCCCAUCAUUGUCAACGGCGCUGGUGAGGAGCAGUAUGCCGGUUGCACUGGCUACCCUGCCGACUCCCACAACGUCGUCUGGCUGACGGUCUCUCGUGACCGCCCAUACGAGCGCUGCGGCGAGUGCGGCAAUGUCGUCAAGUACAACUACAUUGGACCGGAGACCGACCCCCACGACCACGGUCACGGCCACCACAAGUACGAAGAGCCCAAGACCUUCGUCGACUACGUCAAGCCGGAAUACUGUAUAGUGGAAUCGAAAACGAAACUUGAACGUUCUGCUCCGCGUGUACUGUUCGUGGAUCUAGAUAGAUAUUUAUCUUCUAUCUUCUAUCUGUAUACAUACAUAUAUACGUCAUUGGCUUACAUGUACUGUAUUUCAUUGAUUCGAUUCGAUUGA
Rasamsonia emersonii CBS 393.64 is the source of this 696-nucleotide messenger RNA. Its product is annotated as Cytochrome c subunit Vb. Lineage: Eukaryota; Fungi; Ascomycota; Eurotiomycetes; Eurotiales; Trichocomaceae. The transcript has 8 exons. The record is from RefSeq and is a predicted model, not a curated record. Bases 1 to 696 code for a protein of 231 amino acids. Gene Ontology annotation, biological process: mitochondrial electron transport, cytochrome c to oxygen. Gene Ontology annotation, cellular component: mitochondrial envelope.